This is a messenger RNA of Micropterus dolomieu (smallmouth bass), 2628 nucleotides long. RefSeq names its product transmembrane p24 trafficking protein 9 (gene tmed9). The coding region runs from base 18 to 689 and encodes 223 amino acids. Gene Ontology annotation, biological process: endoplasmic reticulum to Golgi vesicle-mediated transport; intracellular protein transport; COPI coating of Golgi vesicle. The record is from RefSeq and is a predicted model, not a curated record. Gene Ontology annotation, cellular component: endoplasmic reticulum; Golgi apparatus; COPII-coated ER to Golgi transport vesicle. NCBI's taxonomy places the organism in Eukaryota, Metazoa, Chordata, Actinopteri, Centrarchiformes, Centrarchidae. The transcript is spliced from 5 exons.
UCUCUCCCGGCAGGAAGAUGGUGUCUGUCAGGAUGCGGUCGUGUGUGUUGUCACUUUUACUUCUCAACGUUUUCUACAGCGUCGUCUCCUCUUUGUACUUUCACAUCGGAGAGACCGAGAAGAAAUGUUUCAUAGAGGAGAUCCCGGACGAGACGAUGAUUAUCGGAAACUAUCGGACUCAGCUGUACGAUAAGCAGAGAGAAGAGUACCUGCCGGCCACUCAGGGUCUGGGGAUGUUUGUGGAAGUCAAAGAUCCUGAUGACAAGGUGAUUCUGUCUCGGCAGUACGGCUCCGAGGGAAGGUUCACCUUCACAUCACACACACCUGGAGAGCAUCAGAUCUGUCUGCACUCCAACUCCUCCAAGUUCUCCCUGUUUGCUGGAGGCAUGCUGAGGGUUCACCUGGACAUCCAGGUGGGCGAACACGCCAACAACUACGCUGAGAUUGCCGCCAAAGACAAACUGACGGAGCUGCAGCUGAGAGUCAGACAGCUGGUGGAGCAAGUAGACCAGAUCCAGAAGGAGCAGAACUACCAGAGGUACCGUGAGGAACGUUUCCGUCAGACCAGCGAGAGCACCAACCAGCGGGUCCUCUGGUGGUCCAUUGUCCAGACCCUCAUCCUGGUGGCCAUCGGCAUCUGGCAGAUGAGACACCUCAAGAGCUUCUUCGAGGCCAAGAAACUGGUGUAACUUUUCUCCUGGGAGUGUGUGUGUGUGUGUGUGAGAGUGUGUGUGUGUUUGUUUGUGUGUUUGGUCUCUGCUGAUUGAUGCAGUACCGAGCGGCGGCGCUCGCUUCUGUUGGAGGAAGAGCUGCUGAGGAGACGGGACGCAGAGAAAUCCAGCUGCGAGAUUCUUCUUGAAAACAACAUCUUUAGUUUAUUAUUAUUUUAAUUAUUAUAACUGUUCACAUUGCCGUCAUCUCCAGCCCGGUCUGAAAUGAGCCCCUCACAUUUGCAGUAGACUAUCAGGGAAAGUGCGACAACUCUAUUUAUUACCCAGAUAGCUUUGCCACAAAACUACCAGGCAGAUAAUUAUGAGAAGGUGAAUUUGAUUUGCAUUUUUUAAAUAGAUUUGCCCCUUUUUCUUCCUCGUUAACUCGCUGUGAAGAAUACAUGAUGUGUUACUGGCCACUAGAGAUGUUGUUCAGAGCCGAGCAUUAAAGAUCCAACUGUUUACAUGAAAUGGUUUGAAGCAAACGCCGUUUGGCCUCUGAGCCACAGCAGAACUUAUGAUCUGAUUCGUCUGCGUUUUACGUCACGCAGGAACGUCUUAAGUUCGGACUUUGCAACAGCGUGAACGUUGACUGAAACAGCGUCACUCGAGGUCGUUACGAACGGUUUAUGGAGAAUAGAAGGCGUCUCUAUUAGUUUCCCCUCCAAACUUUCCUUUCUUUGUUGCUUUUGUUGAGUCUGCUGCGCGUCCUGAUGUGCUGCCCCCCACCGUUCAUGGGACGACCUGCAUCUCGUGGAAGUGUAGUGUUUAUUUCUGAGGACUAACUAGCCAUGAACUCGUUAAAUAUAAGUAUAUCGGAGCUUUUAAUUUUGCCACCAGCUGUUAAAUACUGAAGCAGAAUAUAAAUCUAGUCGGCGCCCAGACUGACUACUGACUACUCGAACAAGUGGAGAGAACAAUCUAUCAAAGCGCUCUCAAGAUUGAAACUUCUGUUCUUCGUGACGGCGUAAGAUUCCUCUUUUAUUUUCUCUUUAUUGGUUUUUCCGUUUCUUUCUGCGUGCGAGUGAAUCUGCAUUUUUACUGUGUCCAAACUGAAUGUAUGUUUCUGUUCGUCUGACUCUGGCUUGGUGUUGGUUUGCUGGUGGAGGCACCAACACAAACAGGAAUGUUCAGAGGGGCCCUUUGGAUUCCUGAGAUUAGUCUGGUCCCUUAGGUCCUGAGACCUUUUGGUUAAAAAGCGGGUUUAGAUGUCGGCGCCUUCGUUAAUCCUAUCAGACGAGAACUGGCUCGGUAGCUUUUAUCAGCCGUUGGCUCCAAACGUUGCCAGAGACGCCUUCCUGUGUGGCUCUCUGUUUUCUUUUCCAGAAACCAGUCGCUUAAAGGAAAAGCAUCACGUGCUGUAUCUCCUGGAUUAAAGGAAUAUCAGUCAGGACUGGAACCAAACAACCUCGCGCUCCCUGCUGGCGGCGCCUGAAACGUUUAAACUGAUGACUUUUCAAAAAGCUAAAAAAAACCCAGUGAGCAGAUCUACUGAAGAAAACAAUCGGUUAAAUUCCUGCGUCAGCCAAAACCUCAAAGACCCGAAUCACUAAAUAUUAGUCGUAUAGAGCUUCCACAUGAUUUUGUUAGCGAGAAAUGAGCAGAGUUGUGGGAUAAAUCUGAACCCGAGGAGUGAAAUGAAAAUGAUUUUAAAGAAACUUUAGAGACAGACGGCCGAUCGCAGGUUUUCACCUCUCCAGCUCUUGAAGUGUUGUUCCUUUUUAUUCCUUCCUUAUCCUCUGGUGGUUUGUGUUGAACAGUUUUAUGUUGCUGGUAGAUGGUUUUUUUCCUGGGUUAGAAUUGAAAAUCAUUUUGGUUUAGGCUGGACGAGGGGCUUGGAUUUAUUUUAUUUUUCAGAGAGAUUUUGUCCAUGUGAAAUCUUGCACUCGAAAUAAAGUUUUGUCACAUUUGGUUUAAA